Messenger RNA from Serinus canaria (Common canary), 885 nucleotides. RefSeq lists its product as uncharacterized. The record is from RefSeq and is a predicted model, not a curated record. NCBI's taxonomy places the organism in Eukaryota, Metazoa, Chordata, Aves, Passeriformes, Fringillidae. The coding region runs from base 106 to 885 and encodes 259 amino acids. The transcript has 6 exons.
AAGAAUGCUGUGGGGUUUUCCCUUUCCUUUUCCCCCCUCAGGUGUUUUUUUGGCACAGCUACGGUGUGAUUUAAGACAAAUAAAUAAACUAAAAAAUAGGCUCAAAUGCCGAAAGCCCCGCCGGUGUGGCUGUCAGAGGGACCGCUCCCGACGGCACCCCCGCUCCGCUCCGUUACCGUGACGCUCUCCCACUUCCCUCUGAACUCUGGCACUCCACAUUCCAGGGGACUGGCACAAACAGUGCCUUUAUUCCCAGGGAAGGCCGCUGGGUCAGGUACCUCCCAUCCCGGAUCAAUAAGGAUGCCCGCAAGGCUGGCUUCUCCUUCCCGGCAUCGCUGCGAGCGGGGUCCGCUCUUGGAGGUCUACGGAAGAUGCCGAGGGCUGCUUUGUGCUGGAGUUGAGUUCCAGCCCUGGCUUGGAGUCGCGUGUUUUCCCAAUGUUUUACCCCAAGGAGAACAGUUUGGCUGUGGAAGAGCAGCACCAGGAAUGCUUCACAAAGAUCUGGCAGGCCACUGCUGGAUGAAAGAGGAGCCAAUGCUCACUGACAGACAAGUGUCACAGCCAUCAGGGGGGAACCUGAGUCUUGGGGAUAACCACCAAAGGAGCUGGAGAUCUGGGCAGGCACUUUUUUCCUGUCUUUAUUCAACAAGACCCCAAAUGGAGAAACUGAAGCACCAACAGCAUGUGGAGGAGGGAUUAAAUCUCAGGAGGCUCACCCCAGCUCCAGCACUGAGCUCUUGGAGAUGGAAAGAUCCAAGGAUCUGUGUGUGGCAAAUCUCUUCCAUCCAGGAGUGUUCACAACAGACUUGUAGCAUCUUCUGCUUCCUGCAGUUGCAUAACCACGGGAUCACAGGAUCAUGGAAUGUGUGGAGCAGCCGGAUCUGA